This is a messenger RNA of Punica granatum (pomegranate), 1265 nucleotides long. The record is from RefSeq and is a predicted model, not a curated record. NCBI's taxonomy places the organism in Eukaryota, Viridiplantae, Streptophyta, Magnoliopsida, Myrtales, Lythraceae.
AGAACAAGAAAAACAGGACGAGGAGAAACAAACAGAACAUCUGAGCAUAUUGUCUCUAUAAUAUAUAUGGAGAAUGGAAUAGCAUCAACAUAAUGGAGUUUGGAGGCCGGACAGAGAGAGAGAAGGGAGGGAAGAAGAAGGAAGUAGUGUGCGUGACCGGAGCUUCAGGCUUCAUAGCUUCAUGGCUCGUGAAGCUCUUGCUGGAACGUGGGUACACCGUCAAGGCCACCGUCAGGAACCCCAAUGAUCCCAAGAAGACGGAGCAUCUCCGUUCUCUCCAUGGAGCCAAGGAGAGACUUCACCUCUUCGGUGCGGACUUGCUCGAGGAUGGUUCCUUUGACUCAGUUGUUGAGGGCUGUACCGCCGUCUUCCACACCGCUUCCCCCGUUUCCCUCUCCCCCGCUGACCCCAAGGCAGAACUAAUCGAUCCUGCGGUCAAGGGAACUCUCAAUGUCCUAUCAUCUUGCGUCAAGACCCCUACAGUCAGGCGGGUAGUCGUGACUUCGUCCAUAGUUUCAGUUGCAUACAAUGGAAAGCCUUUGACGUCUGAUGUGGUGGUCGACGAGACUUGGUUUUCCGAUCCAGCCUUCUGCGAGGAAUCAAAGUUGUGGUAUGUGCUGUCAAAAACAUUAGCAGAGGAGGCAGCGUGGAAAUUUGCCAAGGAGAAGAGCAUCGAUAUGGUGACUUUGCACCCUGGGAUCGUGAUCGGUCCCAUCUUGCAGCCCACUCUCAACAUCAGCACAGAAAUCUUCCUGAACCUCAUAAAUGGGGGGCAAACCUUCCCCAAUGCGAGUUACAGGUUGGUGGACGUUAGAGAUGUAGGGGAGGCGCAUAUUGUAGCGCUGGAGUCCCUUUCUGCAAAUGGCAGAUACAAUCUAGUUGCAGAUGUUGUUCAUGCUUCCGAGGUCCUGAGGACCGUACGGAAGCUUUAUCCGACUAUGCAACUCCCUGGACAAUGUUCAGAUGACAAGCCUUUUGAACAGCCGUACAGAAUAUCAAAGGAGAGAGCUGAGGGUCUGGGGGUUAGGUACAUUCCUUUGGAUGUGAGCUACAAGGACACAAUCCAGAGCUUAAAAGAGAAGGGCUUCCUCAGCAUCUAAAAGGACUAAUCCCAUCAAGGAUGCAAAGAAACUUAUCUAUUUUAUUAUCAGUAUUCAAUCGGUCGGGUCACCUUUCUGCGGCAAUAACGCUUGUGACCAUUUGUUUGUUUCUCCAUUUCGGAGAAUUGAAUUGAAAGGUGUAGUUGAAUCCCCUACUUGAUUUGA